AUGCCAGCUCAAUUACAUGAUAUUGAAGCCAAUCACGUCGACAAAUUGGUCAACACCUUGAUUCAAAACUUGAUCAGCAUCAAAGAUGAAAGUGGAAAAUUUUUAAUGAAGAUUCCCGAUGGACGUAUUAUAGAUACAAAAGGAUGGAUCACAGGAUGGGAAUGGACGCAUGGGAUUGGUCUUUAUGGAAUGUGGCAUUAUUAUGAGCUUAAAAAUGAUCCUGAGAUUUUAAAGCACAUAGAAAAUUGGUUUGAAGUACAGAUGUUUGGUCCAGAAGGUACUACAUCGAAGAAUAUUAACACUAUGGCAGUUUUUUUGCCCUUAUCGUAUAUUUACGAAAGGCAUGGAACUAAGAAAUACUUGCCCUAUUUAGAUGCCUGGGGCGAAUGGGCAAUGUAUGAUCUACAAAAAACAAAAUGUGGUGGGUUCCAGCAUACAACAUACCUUACAGAGAAUUACGAUCAGAUGUGGGAUGAUACCUUGAUGAUGACCAUAAUGCCCCUUGCAAAAAUAGGCUUAUUAUUAGAUAGACCUUAUUAUGUCGAGGAAGCUAAAAAACAAGUUCUUCUCCAUAUUAAAUACCUUUCUGACAGAAAAACAGGUUUGUGGUUUCAUGGUUAUACUUUUGAUGGCAACCACAACUUUGCAAAUGCUUUGUGGGCAAGGGGAAAUUCCUGGGUCACUAUCGUUAUCCCUGAGUUUAUCGAGCUAUUAGAAUUGAGACCAGGUGACUAUUUAAGGGAUUUCUUAGCUGAAACACUUGAAGCGCAAGUUUCCAAAUUAUCAGAGGUUCAAGACGAGCAUUCUGGAUUAUGGCAUACCUUAUUGGAUGAUCCUUCAUCUUAUUUAGAAUCCUCUGCAACAGCUGGUUUUGCCUAUGGAAUUUUAAAGGGAAUCAGAAUGAGAAUUUUAGAUUCUAAAUAUAAAAGCGUUGCCAUAAAAGCAAUUAAGGGGGUGAUUGGACAGAUAGAUGAGAAAGGCGAGUUAUUGAACACUUCAUUUGGGACUGGUAUGGGUGACACUUUACAAUUCUACAAGGACAUUUCUUUAACUUCAAUGCCAUAUGGGCAAGCUAUGGCAAUUAUGGCUUUGGUAGAAUUUUCUAAACUCUAUUUGUAA
Messenger RNA from Debaryomyces hansenii CBS767, 1119 nucleotides. RefSeq names its product glycoside hydrolase family 88/105 protein. NCBI's taxonomy places the organism in Eukaryota, Fungi, Ascomycota, Pichiomycetes, Serinales, Debaryomycetaceae. The transcript has a single exon. Gene Ontology annotation, biological process: carbohydrate metabolic process. Bases 1 to 1119 code for a protein of 372 amino acids. The record is from RefSeq and is a predicted model, not a curated record.